AUGACUCCUACAAACAUCGCAUUGAGUUCUAUCGAACAAAUAAAAAUGUACUUACAAACGAUGGGAACUUGUAAAUGCGGAUUAGAAUGUCCGGUCAAUUGCGAAUCCGUAUUUAAUUUUAAUCCAAAGGUAAUUUCACGGCCUUGGGAUUCAUCAGACUCGGAACAAACUCGAUUGUGCAAUCAUAAGCGGAAAGCGCCUAUUUCUGGAUCCUCCUCAGACCAAGAUGGAGGGGGUCCACACAAAAACGUUAAAUUAGGAAGUAGGAAAGAAAUCGUACCUUGUAAGAAGAAAAAGAAGAAAAAUAUAAACAAUUCUUCAGGGGUGUCCGUAUCUCAACUUUUGGCACAGAGAGAUCGGGCAUUGGCUGCGGCAACAGCAGCAGCACGAUGGCCGUCUCCCGGUGGCGUAUUAUCGGAAAACGUCAGUUAUCAAAAUAUCAUACCGAAUCAGUAUCAGGGCAUUCAAGUGAUUAGAAAUCAACCACCUUUGCGUCAGCAGCAACAUUUUGAAAAUAACAACAUUCAAAACGCGAACGCUUACAAAGGAGAACCCCCGCCUGCGCAAGGACUAGACGACAAAGUUCCUCAAUUCCCUUGUGUUAACGUUAUUAAUAAUGCAGGUCGAGAGGAGACCGUUUUGAACGUAAACGGAGUUAAUCAAGUGUUGUCGGAAAAUCAUUCUGCUGGAAAUGAUUUGAUGAGACAGACUCAAAUAAAUGUUAACUCGUUAGGAAGUCAAAGGCAAGACGUGGGUCAAACCGUUGUGAAUCACACGAUCAAUUACAAUAAUCAUUGCGGUCAAGAAUUUUUACAAAAUACGGUGAUGACGCCUAAACCCGAAGGGGUCGUGAUCGCUCCUCAGGGUAUGAUUUUACCGCACAACGUGAUGAUGCAGAGACCGAGAUCGAUUCCACCGUGGCAUCAAGCAGGGUUAACGAUGAAUAAGAAACCAGUACCUGAGACACCCAACGUAGUUUACGACAAAGUUCCUUAUAUUCAGCAGCAAAUGCCGCCUCCGACGUUAGUUUUAGAAGAUGCCACAUCUCGUAAAAAGCAUAAAGUGAAUUCAAAAGUUAAAAAAGCAUCACAAGAUCCGCCUCAGCAAAGUCAGCCCUCUUUCAUGGAAAAUCCAAGCGCGUAUUUGGCUCAGCAAACUGCUUUGCUUCACAAUACGAUAUCUCGACCCAAUUUUAACAUUUUAAAUACGCGACCGGAUGUGCAACCAAAUAUAAUUCGACCAAAUUCGCCCAACACGUCGCUGGGAAUCACUUCAUCCGCAUUAGUAAACAAUUCAAAUUCCGUAGUAUCUUCAGGUGUUUUGGUACCUUUUUCAAGAAAUGGUACUUUUACUCUCAGGCCAACGGUUGGACAAAAAUUAGAUUCCAACAAUCUCAUGCAGUCUCAAAUAAUUCAGAAAAAUAUUUCUGAAAAGGAAAAUGUGUCAAAUCGAGAAAACAAUUCCAACGGUUUUGGAACCGUACGAAACGUUACAUUUAAUAAUCACGUGUGUCCGAACAUGAAUUGCAUGAAUUGCAAAAAUUCGUCCAUCUUUAACAACAUUGAAAAAGACAAUUCAAACGAUCAACAACACAUAAGUGAAAAAAUAAAAUUUAUAAAAGAAGAUUUGGAAAAAGUGGACACGGAAUUGAAUAAGCAAGUUUGCAGUAAAAACGAUUGUAGAGCGUCUGAACAAUGUCGAGGGGAUGCAAAACAAUCGAGAACAAAGGAUGAAACUUUUAUGGAAGAUAAUCCGGUGACGUCCUCCACCGAGCAUCACGCAUCGAUUCAGUUUAAUCAGAAAGUCGUUUCGGAUUCGCGACCCAUUCAGGGAGGCACCAUAAGCACGAGUAACGAGUCUCCACAGCCCCAACCGUCUCCAACAUCUUCGAACACUUUCAGACAGGAAAUUUCAUCUCCUAAGCAUUCAGAAUUACUACCUCAAAGUCCCGUACUUGGAAAUGUUCAAAUAUCGUCUACGAAUUCUUCAUACGCAGCACCUUUGCCAAACUCUGUCAAAUUGGUCAGGGAAAACGACAAUAAUUUAAAUUCUUCAAAUGCAGAUAAUUUGCAUAAAACUAACGGAACUGUCCCAACUGUGCAAACUUUGCAACGAAACGGUUGCCCCUCUAAAAGAUCUAAUUCUCCCAACAAUGACGUUAAAUAUAAAUUUCACAACAGGACUUUUGCAAACGUGUCUACGUCAUCAGAUCAAAAUACGGAGAGUAAUUUUUACAAACAAGAAAAUCAAAUAAAGAUACAGCCCGUUUCGAGCAGCAGUCGGGAAGAAAGGGAAAUUCGUCAGAAAGAUAAUGAAAUCAAAGGAAAUCGUUUAGUGAAAACCAUGGCGAGCAGUCACACCGCUAGUAGUAAUACUAUUACAUCCGUUCAAGCGGGUAGAACGCAGACUGCAACAGUUACGGUCAGCAACAACUCGAAUUCACCGUCAACGGUUUCACUCAUCAAUAUAUCCGGUCAAAAUAUUUUGAAUGCUAUCACACAAAAAACGAAAAACAAAUCGCCUCUGGAAAUGGUGCAAAGUGUUGUCAGUAGUAUACAAACGUCAUCAGAAGUCUCGAAAAGCGAGUUGCAGACGAAUAUAACUCCGGCUUCUAAAAAUUUAUUGACGACGUCAAAUGUAAUAACGACAAAUAUAUUUACGACACCGGUGAGCGUGACUACAUCCAUACUUGCUAAUGACAAUUCAAACGCUGCUGCUACAGUUUUAAAGACGUCACCUGGAGGAUUACAAACCGGUCAUAUUUUAGUGUCCAGCAAUGGUCAAUACAUAGUUGCUUCGAAUGGGAACGUCAUUCCACAAACAAAUUUAGGGAGUUUGAAAUUGAGUCAAACGGGAUCAAUGCCUCCGAUGAGUGCAUCACCCGUGGUCACCAACGUGACGGGAGCAGUGACGCAAGUUCUGCCCGCAGUGGGAGUAGCACAACAAGUUUUAGGACAAUCAACGGUUUUAGUGAAUGCGGUACCUGCUCCUUUCAUGAUUCAACCUGGAGUCAUGGCAGUCGAUACCGGUAUCGGACGUUUAGCCGUAGCCACUGGAAAUGUCCUACAGGGCAAUGUAAUAGAUAACAAUGCUCUAAGAAAUUCUAUCAGAGGGGUGGCUCCCGAAAAAGUAAAAAAUAAAAAGAAUAAUAAAAAGCGAAAGAAUCAGUUGACUUCUUUGGUGCACAUGACUUCUCCGAACAACGUCAUUCUAAACCAACCUUUCGGUCCGCAAAAUUUUGCCGUUUCGCCAGGUGGAAGCGUGCAACCUUUGCAAGCUGUGACUCUCGUACAAGGCAAACAAGGAGCUCCGACUCAAAUCGUUAUGAAUAAUCAAAAUAAUUUUAAUCAAUUUAGCAGUCAGCCCCAACAAAUCAACUUGUUGCAACCCGUGAAUUUAGCAUCUGUGUCUAACUUUCCGGCUUUUCAACAAUUCAUCGUACCUGGAUUAGGAAAUAUGGUGAUGUCAACAGAUGGCACGACGACCAUUCUUCCUGACACAAAUAUCGGAGUACAACUUCAACUUCAAAAUGUUAACGGUCAGAACGUUUUGACUCCCGUGCAAAACACAAGUUUUAUUAACGGACAAAGCAUAUUGUCGACUCCAACCGGAAUGCUCAUUCGCGCACCAAAUAAUCAACAAAAAAUUAUUCAGAACAAUCCGAGUCCGCAAUUUUUGUCACCGAACAAUAGUCAGUUUUUGGUAAAUCAAUUUCAAGGUCAACUCAGUCCUCUUAUAGCUGCUAGCUUGUCACCGAAUCAGCAGAUUUUCGCGAGCAGUCCUCAAAGGCAAUCACCUCAAGAUUUUAUUCAAAUCAUACCGACCAGUAGUUCGCAAAACACGACCGUCGUACAGCAGAACACCACGAUCGUUCAACAGCAGACGACAAUGGUAUCUAACAAUCAAAAUCUCUUAAACAAUUCCGGAAAAUCAAAUUUUAUUUUAAGUAACUCGAAUAAUGUCGACAAACCCAUCGAGUUGCAAAUAUUGGGGACGACUCAACGUUCGAGUCAACCGCCGAAAACGGUAGCAGGUACCCACGUUCAACAACCGAAUGUCCAAGCCCAAAAAAUAAUGGUCCAAGACAAAAUGGAUUUCGGUACUCAGCAUUCGGUAUCGACUCAAACGACGGUCAGCGAAGAACCGACCAUUUUGGGAGGAGGAGUCACGACAAACAAUACAUUUUGUCAAACGUUAAACUCGAAUUGGAGCGGGAGUCCUCCGGACACGACGACUCACAGUCCCGUAGAAUCUGAUACGAAUUACGAAAGAAUACCCACACCGUCCGAAGACAAAUCGGACACCAUUCCUCAAGCCAUGGUUCAAUACGUUUCGAGCAGUAUCAGCGAAUGCGAAAGCGAAAACGAAGGAUACAUUUUACCAGGGAUUCGGAAAAGAGUCACGUCGGGUGAUAAUAAUUUAUCGUUGAAAAGUAACAAAUCUAAAAAUAUCGUGGAAUCGAGUACGAUCCUUCAGGAAACCGGGGUUCAAAUACAAAUAAGGAAUAAUUUCGUGUCAUCCGAUCACAUGAGAUCAGGUGGUGGUGGUGGUGGUGGUGGUGGAGACGAGUGCAUCGUUAGCUCUCAUUCGGAUAUAAACGUUCAAGAUAAACGUAUUGAAUCUCAAUCGAACAAUUCAAGUUACCAGGAAGAAGACAAAGUAGUAAGACUGGUCGAUGCUUUAAUCGGAGAAAACAAACCAAACGACCUCGAAGACGAAGACUCGAAGGAAAAAUUAUCCGAAGGAGAUUUGGUUUGGGGACCCGUUAGAGGUUCUCCAGCAUGGCCUGGAAAAUUGAUCGGUCUCAAUGGUACCGGAGGUAAAGCCGUCGUACGUUGGUUCGGAUGUAACAGUUCACCUACCAAAGUAAACAUUUCACAAUUGCAAAGUUUAUCUCAGGGGUUAGAAGCUCAUCACAGAGCUUCGAACAAAGGCAGAAAAAAUAGAAGAUUAAACGUGGAAUUAGAAGCAGCCAUUCAAGAAGCCAUGUUAGAAUUAGAUAGAAUGACCGACAGGGAGAAGAAAAUCGUUGUUGGAACGGGACGAGGAAGAUCGAGAAGAUUAAAUCGUUGA
Molecule: messenger RNA, 5073 nt
Organism: Pediculus humanus corporis (human body louse)
Lineage: Eukaryota; Metazoa; Arthropoda; Insecta; Psocodea; Pediculidae
Exons: 7
Coding region: 1-5073 (1690 amino acids)
Cellular component (GO): nucleus; chromocenter
Molecular function (GO): chromatin binding
Source: RefSeq, a predicted model, not a curated record